Falco peregrinus (peregrine falcon) is the source of this 1015-nucleotide messenger RNA. RefSeq names its product nuclear receptor subfamily 0 group B member 2-like. Bases 39 to 866 code for a protein of 275 amino acids. The transcript is spliced from 2 exons. Gene Ontology annotation, biological process: negative regulation of transcription by RNA polymerase II. Gene Ontology annotation, molecular function: transcription factor binding; transcription corepressor activity. Lineage: Eukaryota; Metazoa; Chordata; Aves; Falconiformes; Falconidae. The record is from RefSeq and is a predicted model, not a curated record. Gene Ontology annotation, cellular component: cytoplasm; nucleus.
UCCACGCACGCUUCCCUGCCACAGGGAACUCUGGCUCUAUGGCUGCUGAGAUCUCAGCUGCGAAAUUUGGGAAAUGUCAGUGUGAGACACAUCGUGCUAACAGCAUCCUGUACCAGAUCCUUAACAGAGAGCAUGGAAGCGAGACCAAGUGGCACCAGCAGUAUCAUGGUCCCCACCACUCCACACGAAGCAAGGGCUGCUCUUGUAUGGACAGGAGAAGAGUUGUCCUGAAAACGCCAGAAGCCACGUGCAGAAGGGCUUCUGAAGUGCUCUUGAAGACUUUAACUUUUAUUAGAAACUUGCCUUCUUUUUAUCACGUGCCUUGGGAGGAUCAGCUUGUCCUCAUACAGCAGAACUGGGCCCCUCUUUUUGUCCUGGGCAUGGCACAGGAAGGGGUGGAUUUUGACCUGAAAGAGAUUUCAGCCCCUAGUUUAUUGAAAAAAAUCCUCCUCAAUCAGUCUUUGACAGCUAACAACGAUCUGGGCAGCUCAUCACUGCAAGCGUCUUCAGCAGAAGUUCAGAAGAUGAAGAAUUUAUUGUGGAAGUUCUGGGAUCUGGACAUAAGUGCAAAAGAAUAUGCCUAUCUUAAAGGAAUUAUUCUUUUUAAUUCUGGAUGCCACGUCCUAAAGUGUCUCCCCUAUGUACAAACGCUGCAACAGGAAGCUCAGCAAGCCUUGAUGGAGUAUAUCUCAACAAUGUUCCAUAGAAAUCUAGGCAGGUUUGCUUGGAUUCUUCAGCUAAUUGCCUCUCUUCAAGACAUUGAUGCAGACGCUAUUGAAGAGCUCUUCUUCAGGCCCAUCCUAGGAGAGGUGACCCUAAAUGUAUUCCUUCUAGAAACCCUAUAUAUCAAGCCUGACUGGGUUUGAAAACUGAUUACACCUGUGCUCUCAAAUACAUGUGUUUGAAGAGAUGAGAGGAUUUUAUGAGCUAAACACAUUUCAAACAAAUCAUUGAUGCAACUUUGUAAGCCACAUACAUUUUUGAAUGACAAAGUAAUUUUGUAACAUUUGAGAAU